This is a messenger RNA of Thamnophis elegans (Western terrestrial garter snake), 2438 nucleotides long. RefSeq names its product abhydrolase domain containing 5, lysophosphatidic acid acyltransferase (gene ABHD5). Gene Ontology annotation, biological process: negative regulation of triglyceride storage; positive regulation of triglyceride catabolic process. NCBI's taxonomy places the organism in Eukaryota, Metazoa, Chordata, Lepidosauria, Squamata, Natricidae. Bases 335 to 1465 code for a protein of 376 amino acids. The record is from RefSeq and is a predicted model, not a curated record. Gene Ontology annotation, cellular component: lipid droplet. The transcript has 7 exons.
UUUAAACAUCUCCUACAGAGAAAAUACGAUUUAGAGAAAUCUGAAGCAAGUUGCAAAGUUUCCUUUUGUGCAAUUAGCAGAACAACUCUGGGCGUCUGCUCGAAUUGUGUAAGAAGGGAUUGCGUGACUAGAGGGAAAAGAGUAGAACAAGCGUCAGUUCCUCCCCCAGCGGACCAAAACUAAUUGCCACCGUGCAAAGAACGCCGAAGAGACGCCACCCAUUUUUCGAUGUUUUCAGAGCAGAAGCCUCUCUAGGCAGCCGGCCGGUUGCUCUAUAGUGGGGCGGGACUGAAGAAUGACGCGCUGACGCGACUGCCAUCGGGCGGAUCCCGUGAUGGCUGGCGGUGGCGGCACUGCCGCGGUUGCUCUAUCGCUCGCUGGCCUCCCGGCGACUGCUUCAGGAGCCGUUCUCAAAAGCGCUACCAUGGCUGACGACAAGUCCGCCGAGUCCGCCAACGAACGGUCAGGAUGGCUAUCUAGCUGGUUCCCUGCAUGGUGCCCUACAUCACUUGUACAUCUUAAAGAUGCUGAAGAGAAAAUUUUGAAAUGUAUUACAAGUACCUACAGUAAACAAUAUAUAUACCUAUCCAAUGGAAAUAAAAUAUGGACGCUUACAUUCUCUCAGAACCUUUCACAGAAAACUCCAAUUGUUCUUCUUCAUGGGUUUGGAGGUGGUGUUGGACUUUGGGCUCUCAACUUUGAAGAUCUUUGUGAAAAUAGGACUGUAUAUGCAUUUGAUUUCUUGGGUUUUGGUCGCAGUAGUAGACCCCAGUUUGAUUCUGAUGCAGAGGUGGCAGAAAAUCAAUUUGUAGAGUCUAUUGAAGAAUGGAGACGGAAAAUAGGAUUGGAUAGAAUGAUUUUACUUGGACACAACUUGGGUGGCUUCCUGGCAGCUGCUUACUCACUAAAAUACCCAUCAAGGGUAAAGCAUCUUCUAUUAGUGGAGCCAUGGGGUUUUCCAGAAAGACCUUCCAAUGCUGAGCAUGAGAGGACUAUUCCAAUAUGGAUCAAAGCACUUGGAGCUAUUUUGAGUCCCUUUAACCCAUUGGCUGGUCUCAGAAUUGCUGGACCUUUUGGAUUGAGCCUGGUACAACGUAUAAGGCCAGACUUUAAGAGAAAGUAUUCAUCUAUGUUUGAUGAUGAUACAGUCACUGAAUAUAUUUAUCACUGUAAUGUGCAAUCACCAAGUGGGGAAACUGCUUUCAAGAACAUGACAGUUCCCUAUGGAUGGGCAAAAAGACCAAUGCUGCAGAGAAUUGUUUAUAUGCAUCAAGACAUUCCCAUCACUGUGAUUUAUGGAGCAAGGUCCUGUAUAGAUGGCAAUUCUGGAGCCACCAUCCAGUCACUGCGACCAAACUCUUAUGUGAAAACAAUAGCUAUCCUUGGUGCAGGUCAUUAUGUAUAUGCGGAUCAACCUGAAGAGUUCAACCAGAAAAUAAAUGAGAUCUGCAAUUCUGUGGACUGAAAUGAUUCUGCUUUUUGAAAAAAGAGGCUAUAAAUAUAACUCAAAGCAAUACUUUAUAGUAUAUUAUAAAAAAAGUUAAGAAAAAAACUGAAAAAAGAAUCAAUUUUCUAUGCACUCUUUCAUUUAAGAUAUUUUCUCAUUUAAAACUAUGCAGUGCCUUUUAUAUAAUAGGCAGAUUUAAAAAUAGUUGUACAUUUUAGUUCGAUUCUGUCUACAUGUUUAGGGGAAAUAUUGCAUUUCAACAUGUAUUAAAACAUUUUAAAACUGAAAUUUUAAAACUGGAGUUUUGCAAAAUUACAACCUUUAAUAUGCAGGAAUUUCUAUAACAAAAUUACAGUUUGGCUAUUUCUUGCAGUUUCCAUAUACUGCAGUCUUCAUAUCUUAAACUUUUUAAAAAGAUGAAAAAAUUAUUCAGAUUACAUAUAAGAUGACAUUUCAUUGUAUUUUAUGUGAAAUUUGCCAAAAUAAUAUUAAGAAGCACUCAGGAGAAAGAGCACAAAUAAGAAAAGUUGGGAGAAAUUCUGAUUUUUAUUUUUUGCUCUUGUAAAUGUUGUUUACUAUGCUAAUGAUUGAAUGCUUAGUGUCCUAAGUUCUGAGGUACUAAUACCUUAAAACACAUGUUCUAAGGUACCAAUAUCGUUCCACUUGUUUUUGAAAAUAAGUUGCAAAUAGAGUGGAGUUGAAAUCUUUGACAUUGGUAAAGUGUAAGAUAUAUUGAUGAACUGAUUCUCAAAUUUUACGUGCUACUAAAAUUCAGUCAUUACAUAGACCAUGGAUAAAGUAAUGUAGUAAUUACUAUUUGGAUGAAUAUCUAUUUUAUUUUUGGAAUGUUGAGCCAGUCAAACUGUAAAACAAUAUAAUCUUGUCAAAACCAGGUAUCUUAGAAAAAAAGGAAUAUUUAAUUAAAUAAAGAAAUGAAUCUGGAAAAGUUACUAUACCUCAGAAUUUUUUAAAUAAAGUGUCUUAAUGCAGA